This is a messenger RNA of Entrophospora sp. SA101, 567 nucleotides long. NCBI's taxonomy places the organism in Eukaryota, Fungi, Glomeromycota, Glomeromycetes, Entrophosporales, Entrophosporaceae. The record is from the annotation of a GenBank genome assembly.
AUGAUUUUAUUUUUAAAAUUGCUUUAUUCUCAUAUACAAAUUAAGGUUGGAGAGAUUUCUAAUGCUAAUUCUCGUCAAAAUAUUCGUAAACUUGUAAAAGAUGGUUUUAUUAUCAGAAAACCACAAAUAAUUCAUUCUCGAUUCAGAGUUAGAGAAAAAUUAGAAGCUAAACGUAAAGGUCGUCAUACCGGACCUGGUAAAAGAAAAGGUACAUCAAAUGCUCGUAUGCCAACCGAAGUAUUAUGGAUGAGAAGGCAAAGAGUGUUGAGAAGAUUGUUAAGAAAAUAUAGGGAAGCUAAGAAAAUUGAUAAACAUUUAUACCAUCAAUUGUACAUGAAAUCAAAGGGUAAUGUAUUCAAAAAUAAACGUGUAUUGAUGGAAUAUAUUCAUAAGGCUAAAGCUGAGAAAGCUCGUACCAAAACAUUAGCUGAUCAAGCUGAAGCUCAUCGUCAAAAAGCCAAAGCUGCUAGAGAACGUCGUGUUAUACGCCAAGCCAAAAAGAAAGCAGAUUUACUUGGUUUAAAUACUGAAGAGGAAGAAGAAGAUCAAACCACUACACAAAAAUAA